AUGCCGCAUACAGGUCAAGCGGGAGUUAAUCAAUUGGGUGGUGUCUUUGUUAACGGGAGACCAUUGCCCGACUGCGUUCGACAGAGAAUCGUGCAACUUGCUUUGGUCGGCGUGAGACCUUGCGAUAUCUCGCGACAGCUUCUGGUUUCCCACGGAUGCGUAUCGAAGAUCCUUACGAGAUUUUACGAAACAGGGAGCAUUCGACCAGGAAGCAUCGGUGGAAGUAAAACAAAGCAAGUGGCCACGCCCACGGUUGUCAAGAAAAUCCUACGAAUGAAACAAGAACAACCGACGAUGUUCGCCUGGGAGAUUCGUGAGCAACUCGCCCGGCAAGGAGCCUGCGAUCCACAAAGUUUACCCUCUGUCUCUUCUGUAAAUCGGAUUCUGCGAGGCGGAGGUCUUCACACCGAUCACGCAGGGAUCGAAAGCGGAUCAUCGAGCACGUACACUUCGCAAGUUUCGUCAAACGUCGCUAACAGAGAAGCUCUGAUGAGAACGGAUUAUCAACUAUUUUACCCGGGAGCUCUUGGACCACUACAUAUUUCCACAACUUCCGGUAACACUAGCGCGCCAUCGUGGAACCCAAGCUUCUACUCGUCCCUCUAUCAAGCGACAACGCUUCACUUGCAUCACGGAAUGCAAUCAUUCUCAUCGUUGGACGUCGAGCGUCUGUCAGAACAGAACGGGUCGACGAAUCAGGUCGAGCUGAAGUCCAGCUCGAGUUCGAUGGCAGGAAGCGACGAUUCCCUGGACAAAAGCGACCUGGACGAGAACACGGAGUCCCAGGACCACUACAAGCCUUUCCAGAAUUCCCCGAUAAUACUGGAGCUCGGUCAGAAGAUUGGCAGCGACCGUAGCGCUUUCGUCAGACACAGUACAUCGGGAUCGUCUGGGAGUCCAGAGAAUCGGCAGAGUCCCCCGCCAAUCAGCAAUGAGAAACAGAAAACCGGGUCACCGCGAAUCCUGGGGACAGGACACGAACAGUGCGCGACGGCCAAAGAGACGGCGAUCGAGGGAAGGCCGAUGCAACCUCAGAGAAAGAAGAACCCCUACUCGAUAGAGGAGCUCCUGAAGAAGGACGAGAGCAAAACCACCUCGAAGAGGCCGAACGUCGGUGUGGUGCAACCCUGCGGAAUCGUCCUCAACAAAGAGAUCUGA
Colletes gigas is the source of this 1158-nucleotide messenger RNA. RefSeq names its product paired box pox-neuro protein (gene Poxn). The transcript has 5 exons. The record is from RefSeq and is a predicted model, not a curated record. Gene Ontology annotation, biological process: anatomical structure development; regulation of transcription by RNA polymerase II. Lineage: Eukaryota; Metazoa; Arthropoda; Insecta; Hymenoptera; Colletidae. Gene Ontology annotation, molecular function: RNA polymerase II cis-regulatory region sequence-specific DNA binding; DNA-binding transcription factor activity, RNA polymerase II-specific. Bases 1 to 1158 code for a protein of 385 amino acids.